AUGGCGGCCUCUUACCAUGCUCGAUCAAACAGCUUGCCCACAAGGCAACACCCCAUCGUUUCACAAAUCGACGAGAACUUGAACCGAUUGAGGGCAUCUCAAUCAGCCUCCACAUCAUCAUCCAUAGGCCACAAUCUAAGUGGUAUUCAGGAUUUGCAUGAAUGUGUUGAUGUAUUGCUUCAAUUUCCCCUCACCCAACAAGCUCUCGACCAAGAGAAGCAAAGGAAAUGGUUGAAGAGCUUUUGGAUGGAUCUCUCAUGCUCUUGGAUAAGACGUGGAGCCGCAGGGCUUGCUAAUGAUUUUAGGAAAUACUUGACAUCUAGGAAAGCCAUGAAAAGGAAAUCGCAAGGCGUUAAAGAACUUGAAGCAUAUCUGAAUAAACUCAAGACUCUGGCGAGAAUGGCGAGGCGAAUCAAAAUCGAGCCGUUGGUCACCGGUUUCAAGCUAAUGCACCGUAAGAAAGUAAUGUGCGAGGAAGAACAGAAAGCAAAUGAAAUUUUGAGUGUGAAGUCUGCGGUGCAUUCUCGCACCAAAUCAAAACAUGAAGCAUGUCGAGAACGUGCAAAAGGAGCUUCAAGGCUCGAGUUGAGCAUCCAAGAUCUUGUAGAAGGCCUUGAAACCCUCUCCAGCGUAUGA
Messenger RNA from Gossypium arboreum, 636 nucleotides. RefSeq lists its product as uncharacterized. Gene Ontology annotation, biological process: shoot system development; root development. The coding region runs from base 1 to 636 and encodes 211 amino acids. Lineage: Eukaryota; Viridiplantae; Streptophyta; Magnoliopsida; Malvales; Malvaceae. The transcript has 3 exons. The record is from RefSeq and is a predicted model, not a curated record.